This is a messenger RNA of Procambarus clarkii (red swamp crayfish), 528 nucleotides long. Lineage: Eukaryota; Metazoa; Arthropoda; Malacostraca; Decapoda; Cambaridae. The record is from RefSeq and is a predicted model, not a curated record.
AUGCUGAGUGCGGCUGUGAUUCCUGAGCUGAGUGAUGCUGUGAUACCUGAGCUGAGUGCGGCUGUGAUUCCUGAGCUGAGUGAUGCUGUGAUACCUGAGCUGAGUGCGGCUGUGAUUCCUGAGCUGAGUGAUGCUGUGAUACCUGAGCUGAGUGCGGCUGUGAUUCCUGAGCUGAGUGAUGCUGUGAUACCUGAGCUGAGUGCGGCUGUGAUUCCUGAGCUGAGUGCGGUUGUGAUUACGGAGCUGAGUGCGGUUGUGAUUACGGAGCUGAAUGCGGUUGUGAUUACGGAGCUGAGUGCGGUUGUGAUUACGGAGCUGAGUGCGGUUGUGAUUACGGAGCUGAGUGAUGCUGUGAUUCCUGAGCUGAGUGUUGCUGUGAUUUCUGAGCUGAGUGAUGCUGUGAUACCUGAGCUGAGUGUUGCUGUGAUACCUGAGCUGAGUGUUGCUGUGAUACCUGAGCUGAGUGAUGCUGUGAUACCUGAGCUGAGUGAUGCUGUGAUACCUGCUCUCGGCACUGGAACGUUCUAA